Plasmodium reichenowi is the source of this 4032-nucleotide messenger RNA. RefSeq lists its product as hypothetical. The record is from RefSeq and is a predicted model, not a curated record. The transcript has a single exon. The coding region runs from base 1 to 4032 and encodes 1343 amino acids. Lineage: Eukaryota; Apicomplexa; Aconoidasida; Haemosporida; Plasmodiidae.
AUGGAUAAAAAAAAUAUGAACUAUGAAAUGGAAGGUAUACUUAACUUUACGAAUGUUGUAGACAACAAAGUAAUACAGAAUGAAGAUAAAGAAAAUGUAGAAGAAAUAUAUGUAGACAAUAAAUUUGAUAAUAAAAUAAAUGAAUAUGAAAACUUUGAUGAUAUGCCAAAACAAAUGAUCUCCGAUAUAAACAAUGAAAAACAUAAUAAUCAUUUAAAUGAUUUUGUUGAAAAAAAUGUUGAAUCUUCUUUAAAUAAUAUGCAUGACACAUUUCUUGAUAAACAUUUAAAUAUUCAAAAAUGUGUUAGAGAUAAGGAAACAUUAUGUUCAUUGAAGAAUCAAAUUAUACAAGAUACAGAAAUACAACCAGAAGGGCACAAGAAAACUUUAAAUAAUAAUAAUAAUAAUAAUAAUAAUUUAAUAGGGAAUAUAUUAGAUAUAGAUAAUUUUAAUAAUUUAAAAGAAUGUAAUAAAAUUGUUUUGAAUAAAAUGGAUUUGCACACUGGUAAUAAUACAUAUGAUAAUGAUGAUGAGAAUAUACAAAUGGACAAUAAAACAAAUGAACAUGUUGAAGUAGAUGUGAGGGGAGAUGAGGAAAUACCAAAAGGUAUAUUAAAUGAAUUGCAUGAGGAUAUACCAAAAGGUAUAUUAAAUGAAUUGCAUGAGGAUAUACCAAAAGGUAUAUUAAAUGAAUUGCAUGAGGAAAUACAAAAAGGUAUAUUAAAUGAAUUGCAUGAGGAAAUACCAAAAGGUAUAUUAAAUGAAUUGCAUGAGGAUAUACCAAAAGGUAUAUUAAAUGAAUUGCAUGAGGAUAUACAAAAGUAUGUCCAUAAAAUAAAAGAAAUAAAGACAGAUGCAAAUCCUAAGAAGCAAAAAUAUAGUAAAAAAAUUAAGGAUGAUAACAUAAAGAACAAAAAUAAUAUCUCGAAUAUAAACAACGAGAAUGAAGAGAAUAUGUUUAUAGAUAAUAGUAAUAUAUAUGUAAUUAUUGAUAAAGAAGAUGAUAAUAUGGAUAAUACUCUAAGAAUAAAUCAAUCGAAUAUUGAGAAUGUCCGCACAUGUAAAGAUACAGAAGGUAUAGAAAAUAUAGAAAGUAUAGAAAGUAUGGAAAAUAUAGAAAGUAUAGAACGUAUGGAAAAUAUAGAAAGUAUAGAAAGUAUGGAAAAUAAGGAAAAUAUAGAAAGUAUGGAAAAUAUACAAAAUAUAAAAAGUAUGAAAAAUAUAGAAAGUAUGGAAAAUAUACAAAAUAUAGAAAGUAUGGAAAAUAUGGAAAAUAUAGAAAGUAUGAAAAAUAUAGAAAGUAUGGAAAAUAUAGAAAAUAUAGAAAGUAUGGAAAAUAUAGAAAGUAUGGAAAAUAUAGAAAGUAUGGAAAAUAUAGAAAGUAUGGAAAAUAUAGAAAAAGAUGUAGAUUGUAUAUAUUUUAAUAAUGAUAGUAAUAACCCAAAUGAUGAUAAUAAUAUGAAAGAUCAUGAAUCGGAAUAUAAGCAAUUUAAAAAAAUAAACACAUUAAUCUCUAUAUCUAAAACAUUUCCAAAUUAUAAUAUAACCAAUGAUAUUAAUGAAAGGAGAAAUUUAUCCAUUGAUAAAUAUAAAGAUACAAGUAAGAAAAAAAUUAAGAAUAAAAAUAUAAUAAAGAAAGCUAAGACAUAUAGUAUAGAAAAAUAUAUGGAUAGACCUACACAAAGUAAAAUAACAAAAUGUGUUGAGAAGAAAAUAAUAAUUAAUAUGAAUAAAAAUAAUAAUGCUCAUAAGUAUAGAGAAAGCAGACGAAAGAAACAAAAAAAAAAUAUCAUAGACAAAACAAUAAAAAAUAUAAAUUUAAUAAACUUAAGGGUACAAGAAAUUAGAAAUAAAGAAAAAGAAAAGAAAAAGAAAAAUGUAAAAAAUACUAAAUUAAUUAAAAAAACUUAUGUAAACAAAUUUAAUGAAAAACAAAUAAAUGAAUGUAAUAAAACAAAUCAGAAAAAAUAUUUUAUGAAUAAAAAGUUUCAAACAAUUUUAAAGGAAAUACAUAAACAAAAUAAAAUCAAAAAUAAAAUCCAAGAUAGUCAUCGUAUAUAUAAUAUAUCAAAAAAUAGGAAUAUGGAAAUAGGUAAUGUUCAUGUUCUUAUAUCCAAAAGUGAAUCUCAUUUUGUUAUGUUUUUUGAUUCAUUUGAAACAAAUCAUUUGGACAUUUACAAAAAUAAUUAUGUACAACAUAAACAAAAUGUUAAAAAUAAAGUUAAACAUAAAAUAAAUAAAUUUAUAUACAAAAGAAAAAAAAUAAAUAAUAAUUCUAACAAAACAAAACAUGCAAAAAUUAUAAAGACUGAAGUGAAGAAGAAAAAUAAAAAUGUAAAAAAUAAAACGGUAAAAGAUAAAACAAGUUUAAAAAAUAAAAAUGUAAAAGAUAAAACAAGUUUAAAAGAUAAAACAAGUUUAAAAGAUAAAACAAGUUUAAAAGAUAAAACAAGUUUAAAAGAUAAAACAACUUCAAAAAAUAAAACAACUUCAAAAAAUAAAAAUGUAAAAAAUAAAACAACUUCAAAAAAUAAAACGGUAAAAGAUAAGACAAGUUUAAAAAACAAAACGGUAAAAGAUAAGACAACUUUAAAAAACAAAACGGUAAAAGAUAAGACAAGUUUAAAAAACAAAACAACUUUAAAAAACAAAACGGUAAAAGAUAAGACAACUUUAAAAAACAAAACGGUAAAAGAUAAAAUAACUUCAAAAAAUAAGAGUGUAAAAAAUAAAAGCUUAAAAAACAAAAGAGAGACAACAAAUAAAAUCGAAGAAAAAAACGUCCGUGUUACAAAACAUAAAAAUAGUAACAAAAUAUCAAAAAUUAUUGAAAUAAAAGAAAAUACAGGUCUAAAAAAUAAAUACAAAAAUCCCCAAGUAUUCAAUAAGAUCGAUGAAUUUAUGAAGAAAAAACAUAAAAGCGAACAUAUAAGAACAAAAGGUUCAAAGAAGAUUCUGAAAAAAAACAACCUUGUUAAACAAAAGGUAAGGAAGACAGAACAAGCUAAAAUCAAAAAGAAAACUGAAAAAGAAAAGGUACGAAACAUAUUAAAAACAAGAACAAAGGAUCUCUCCACAAAAAUAAAUGAAGAUAAUUAUAAGAACAAAAACAAGGAAGGAGAAAAUGAACAAAAAGAAAACGAACAUAAUAAUAUAAUACGGGAAAGUAAAGCACAUUCAAAGGAAAAUAAAAGUGUUCAUCAUAUCGAAAAUCGGGAUAAAAAAAAAAAUGUUGACGAGGAAAAACAAAAAAAUGAAGAUGGAGCAGACGAAUAUGACGAGUGUGUUGAAAUUAUAGAAGAACAAGAAGCUUUUGAAAAAUAUUUAAAACAAUUAGAAACACUCGAAAGAAAAAAAGACCAAUUUUAUCAAGAAAUAUAUGAGAAAAAAAGAUAUUUACAAAAUAUAUACGAUCAUCAUAUAACUAAAAACAUUUGUAAUAAUAAUCAAACUGAAGAUGAAGAAAAUGAUGAAUACGUUGAGGCAUUUGAAAAUUUAGAAAAUAUAAAAAAUGUUGAAAAUAUAAAAAAUGUUGAAAACAUAAAAAAUGUUGAAAACAUAAAAAAUGUUGAAAACAUAAAAAAUGUUGAAGAUAUAAAAAAUGUUGAAAACAUAAAAAAUGUUGAAGACAUAAAAAAUGUUGAAGAUAUCAAACAUGUUGAAGACAUAAAAAAUGUUGAAGAUAUAAAACAUGUUGAAGACAUAAAAAAUGUUGAAGACAUAAACAAUUUUGAAGACAUAAAAAAUGCGGAAGACAUAAACAAUUUUGAAGACAUAAACAAUUUUGAAGACAUAAAAAAUUGUGACAACGAAAUUGAAGAAUUUUGUAGCUCAGGAGAACUAUUAAAUGAUAUAAUAAAUUUCAACGAUAAUGAAAGUGUUCAAAAUAAUUAUAGUAUAGAUAAAAAUUAUAUGUAUGAUAAUAAAUUCUUACAGAAUCAAAAAGAAGAUGAAAACAAUUCUAUGCUAUCGGGAUCAACAGAAUUAAACUCAUCAUUUAAAAAUGUGAAUAUUAAUAGCAGCAAUGUCUAA